This is a messenger RNA of Neoarius graeffei (lesser salmon catfish), 966 nucleotides long. Its product is annotated as mast cell protease 2-like. The record is from RefSeq and is a predicted model, not a curated record. The coding region runs from base 52 to 831 and encodes 259 amino acids. Gene Ontology annotation, molecular function: serine-type endopeptidase activity. NCBI's taxonomy places the organism in Eukaryota, Metazoa, Chordata, Actinopteri, Siluriformes, Ariidae. The transcript has 5 exons. Gene Ontology annotation, biological process: proteolysis.
GCAUCUAUAUAUGAGGUGUGAGUCUUUGAUUCAGUGCAUGUUAGUGGCAGGAUGAAGACCUUGCACAUACUCUUGUUUGCUGCAGCUUUCAGCAUCCUCAAUUUUAAUGCCACACAUGGAGGGGAAAUCAUCAAUGGCAAGAAAGCCAAUAAGGACUCACUGCAGUACAUGGCAUCUGUGCAGUGGUAUAACCAGCAGCACAGAUGUGGAGGAUUCCUCAUAAACCCUUGCUACGUGCUCACCGCUGCCCACUGUGACGAAAAUGGCCUUAGUGUGGUCCUUGGGACUCAUAAUAUCGAUCCGAAAAAGAAUUUGAGAAGAUACAUGAUGCAAAGCAAGUACAUACACCCAUCAUAUAUGCUGGGCAGACCCACUGACGGGUUUGACAUCAUGCUCCUGAAGCUUUCAGAGAAUGUCAAUCUGAAUAAUAAAGAUGUGAAGACCAUCAAAAUUCCAAGCGACCGCAACAAGAUUGAGCCCAAUAUUAAGUGCCAGGUUGCAGGAUGGGGAAGAACCAAAACCAAAGCCCAGCAGACUGACCUCAUGGUGACUGAUGUGCCCAUCAUAAAUAUCACAGUCUGUGAGAAGGAGUGGAAUAAAAUGAAGAUUCAACUCCCAGCUAACAUUCUGUGUGCAGGAGGCUAUGGAACUGAAAACGGAGCGUGCCAGGGUGAUUCUGGUGGGCCUCUGGUAUGCAAUGGUCUGGCAGUGGGCAUUGUGUCCUUCAACUAUAAGAACAAUUGCAAUUAUCCAAAUUUUCCUAAUAUCUACACUGAGAUUUCAGCUUACAAAGACUGGAUUGACAAAGUAAUCAAGGAAAAUGCUUGUUGAAAAUGCGUUGCUUAACUUGAUAUCAUGGAUAUAAGGUUUGUAAUCCUUAAAUGGCAGAUUUCUGGAGUCUUUCUGCAAACAAUGUUUCGGCUAUAUCUCUGAACUUAAACAGAAAUUAAAGUUGUCAGGCAUGUA